Molecule: messenger RNA, 1350 nt
Organism: Thyridium curvatum
Lineage: Eukaryota; Fungi; Ascomycota; Sordariomycetes; Thyridiales; Thyridiaceae
Exons: 1
Coding region: 1-1350 (449 amino acids)
Molecular function (GO): protein binding
Source: RefSeq, a predicted model, not a curated record
AUGACAUCGGAUGAAAUCCCAACCCCGGCCAAGAAAAAGCCUGAUAUCAAGCUGGUCGCGUCCACAUCCUCCCGGGAUGCGAGAGCUGAUACAGACCUUCCGCUUAACAACGAUUUCGCAUACCUCAAGAGCGCUCAGUGGUCAGAUCCCUCGCCCCUAAGUUGCCUCAUGUGCCUCCUACUAACAAAGCUGUUCAGGACCGCGGAUGGCACCACCCUGAUCACCUCCUCUUCGGAUCUCAUCAUCAGCAGCUAUGUUCUUCCGGAGGAUCUACUGGCGCCCAAGGACGAGCCGCUGCAUCUAGAUCCCCAGGGCAAGCUCGCCUUACCAGAGCCUAGCAACACCAUCGCGCCAGCCCCUUACUUCUCUCUCGGCACACCCUACACGCAGACCGUCCUCGUCGGAAGCCGCGACAUCCCGAUCCAGCUCUACCAUGCACUGCCCGACCCGACCCAGCCCGAAGGUUCAGCGUUCCCCCAGCCCAUCGUCGCAUCUUACCCCCUCAUCAAGCCCCAGACGGAAGAGUAUCUGGCCCCUCUCUCCAUGCUCUGGCCCGCGCCCGGCACCCACUUCCUCACCGGCACCGCCAACCUCAUCUCCUACUUCGACAUCACUCGCACCGGAGAAGGCCCCGUCCUGCGCAUCCCCACCAUCCCGUCCACCCGCCACAUCCUCAAGGGCGGGGGCGUAGGCAUGCGCGGCACCGUGUCGGCACUAUCAGCUCAGACGCCAGACGGGAACGGCGGGAGCCUCGUCGCCGCCGGGACCUGGACGCGGUGGGUCGGGCUGUACGACUUUGCCAAGGCCGGCGAGUGCGUGGCCACCUGGGGCGUAGAGCGGUCUGUCGACGAGACGGCGACCGACAAGUCGGCACCGAUCGGCGGCACCGGCAUCAUGCAGACGAUAUGGAGCCCGUGCGGCCGCUACCUGGUCGUCAACGAGCGCAGGUCCACGGGCAUGCUGGUCUACGACGUCCGCGUCACGGGCAAGAUGCUCGGCUGGCUGGCCGGGCGCGACGCGGAGAGCACGCAGCGGCUGACCUGCGACGUCUACCCCGGCUCCGGCGACGGAGGAGGCUUCGAGGUCUGGGCCGGUACGCGCGACGGCACUGCAAAGGUGUGGGAGGGCGUGGGGAGUCGCGAGGGCGCUCACGAGCCGUCGUGGGAUUGGAAAGCCUACGACUCUGCGACUGGGAGCACGGCGAUGCAUCCCAGCGGCUCGGUCGUCGCGACGUGCUCAGGGUCAUGGACUUACUUAGACGAGGACGACCGACCCUACAAGAGAAUCAUGGGCACCUCGGAGCUCAAUGUUUGGAGCAUCGGCUUGCCGGAACCAGACACACCUGCCUAA